Messenger RNA from Humulus lupulus (European hop), 1110 nucleotides. RefSeq lists its product as uncharacterized. The transcript has 3 exons. Lineage: Eukaryota; Viridiplantae; Streptophyta; Magnoliopsida; Rosales; Cannabaceae. Gene Ontology annotation, molecular function: zinc ion binding; nucleic acid binding. The coding region runs from base 28 to 867 and encodes 279 amino acids. The record is from RefSeq and is a predicted model, not a curated record.
AAAGCUAGAUCGAGGUUAUCAAUAGCAAUGGCUGGAGCUUCUUCAUCAUCCUCUAGUUUUGCUGAAAUCCUUACCGAAAUUCCUGAGCUUAGGGGUGAUAAUUUCAAAAUCUGGAAGGAACGAGUUCUUCUUCAUUUAGGCUGCGCCGACAUGGACUACGCAAUAAGGAAGGACGAACCUGCUGCAAUCACUGUGACUAGCACUGCUGCUCAGAUCGCACUAUAUGAGAAAUGGGAGCGGUCCAAUCGCCUCAGCAUCAUGUUCAUCAUGUCCAAGAUCCCUCUGGGAAUGCGUGGAUCGGUGGAGCAACCUGAGAAAGUCAAAGACUUGAUCAAACUGAUCGAUGAGCAGUUCGACACUUCGGACAAACCACUUUACAACAACCUCAUCCACCAGUUCUCAUCCACAAAACUCACUGGUGUCAAAGGAGUUAGAGAACAUAUUUCAAAGAUGAGGGACAUUUCUGCUCAACUGAAGAAACUCGAUGUAGUCAUUCCCGAAACCUUCCUGGUCCACUACAUCCUUAACCAUCUUCCACCUCAAUAUGGGCCUUUCAAAAUUUCCUACAACACACAUAAGGACAAAUGGAGUAUCAAUGAACUGAUAACCAUGUGUGCUCAAGAAGAAGCAAGGCUCCUGCAGGAACAAGGUGAAAGUGCUCACAUGGCCACCCAAGGCAAGAAACACAAACCAUCCAAGAAGGACAAGGGGAAAAAUAAAGUGCCUCCCCAAGGUGAUAUAAAGAAGGAUUCCAUCAAAUGUUUCUUCUGCAAAAAGAAGGGACAUGCGAAAAAGGAAUGCGCCAAGUUCAAGAAAUGGAUGGACGACAAUGGGUUUACAAAACCUAAGGAAGCCAGUGGGAAGUGAGCAAAGCAUCUUAUCUGGAAACAAGAUGGGCUCACAUGUGGAGGCUAUAGGAACGUGCCAUUUAGUUUUAAGUAGCGGUUUUGUUUUAAAGUUAGAAAAGACAUUUUAUGUACCAAGUUUCUCUAGAAACUUGAUUUCCGUUUCAAGACUUGUACCUUUUGGUUUUUCCUUUACAUUUUCAGACAAAUCUUUUAAUUUAUAUAAUAAAUCUGAAUGUGUUGGAAAUGGUAUUUUGUCUGAUGG